AUGGCCAUGAGAAGUUAUUUUCACUUCUUAAUUCUUACUGUUUUUGUUGUAUUGGGAUCAUCAUCUAUGGAGAAAAAAACUAAGAAUCAGCUAUUGAAGGCUGCGAAAGACGGAAAAACAAGUACUUCUUCUUCAUCUCAAAGAGAAACAAACCUCGUUGAUCUGCCAUUCGACAUCAUAAUCAAUAUCGUAAAUCGAUUGCCAUUUAAAUCUGUCUUUCAAUUCCAUCGCGUUUGCAAAUCGUGGCGUUCUCUUAUAUCCACACCAAGAAUCGCCUAUCAUAUCAACCAUGUAUCUGAUAAAAAAUACACACUGAUGAGGAGCAUUGAUGUUUCGCGCCAAAGGACAUUUAAGAUUCCGAUUGAUUUACAAUUCCCAGAUUUCAUGCUAUUGCCCCCUGUUAAUGGAAUACUCUGCAUUUGUGAACCUAUAUUAUCCCAUGUCACUUAUGUGUACUUGUGGAACCCUUUAACUCAUGAAUUCAAAGCUUUGCCUAAGCCAAGUGUUCAUUUGGGAUAUGUUGCUGUUAGCUUUGGCUUUGGCUUUGUUCCUAAUAGCAAUGAUUACAAAGUAGUGAGGGUACUUCGACAUGAGAGAAAACCUGAUUACCAGACUGAAAUUUACUCUUUGAAUCGCAAUACUUGGAAAAGGAUUAGUAAAAUCACUGGAAAUGAGAGAGAUGUGAGUGUAUUCCGCUCUCGUAGAUAUUGCACUGGUGCUUUGACUGUUGAUCUGGAGAAAGAAGUGAUUACUGAAGCGGAUUAUAGGAAGCAUUGUAGAACAAUCACUUGGAGCAAUGAAGGAGGUGCUAUAUUACUGACAUUUCCUGAAGAUGAUCUGAUGGGGCUAAUGAUUAAGAACAAUGAAGAGUGGCUCUUUCUUGGAAAUCUCUAA
Messenger RNA from Lycium barbarum (goji berry), 894 nucleotides. Its product is annotated as F-box protein At3g07870-like. Lineage: Eukaryota; Viridiplantae; Streptophyta; Magnoliopsida; Solanales; Solanaceae. Gene Ontology annotation, molecular function: protein binding. The record is from RefSeq and is a predicted model, not a curated record. Bases 1 to 894 code for a protein of 297 amino acids. The transcript is spliced from 3 exons.